CUCUACUACUGCGAGUAGACCUCACCUUGAGUGACGGGCCAGACAGCCAAUCCCCGCUUCCAACUGCCUCCGGUCAGCCAACCAGCAGGGGCGGUGCCCGGUUCCCUGUACCUCAGCAGAUAGUAGGCCGAGUGGUGCAGCUGGGUUCGGGGAAUAAGUGGCGGUCGCAUCGGGGUUGUCAGGACGUUGAAUGUGUGCGGUGUGACGGGAGCUGCUCGCAGCUCCCAUCUAUCAGUUGACUGACCAGGUCAUUUAUGGAACAGCGACUGUGUUAGCUGCGGUGUUUGGAGUCCUGUUGAAGACUUAACUACUGUGGUACUAUCAACUUUAUGGGUCGGGGAAAUUUUAUGAAGAUUGUUGGCCCAUGGGAUUUUAGAUCUGUUGAAGAUGUUAAAAUGAGGCAAGGAGGAAUUUGUCAAAGGAUCCACGAUCUCUGCUGUGUUUCAUCCAGUAUAAAUUCUAGCUGAUUACUGUCUUGGGAUACACAUGAGACAUUGUCCCCUCCGACCUGAUGGUGUGACUAUUGUCAUGAAGUCACACCAGCCUUUUCUUCUCAUACCUUCCUUCCUGUCUCCUGGAUGGGAUGUAUGAAUUGUAGGUUUUGGACCUCGUAAUGAAGAUUUUAAAAAUGUUUGUUUUCUCUGUGAGAAGAGUCAGCCUGUGGACAGUCUGUGCCUUCGCCAUCAUUCACCUGCUGCCUGUAGAUGCUGACAUAAAAGCCUAUACAUCUGACAAUGUGUCCAAAAUAUUUGAGGAUCUUCCAGCAAGGUUUGGCUACAGACUUCCCAGUGAUGGAUUAAAGGGUUUGUUGGUAACGUCCAAGCCAGAAAAUGCUUGUGAACCAAUCUCCCCUCCGCCGUUGCAAAUGGGAAACGCAUCCAGUGUCUACGUGGUGCUCAUCCGGAGACUGGAAUGUAACUUUGAUAUUAAGGUGUUGAAUGCACAGAGGGCAGGAUACAAGGCUGCUAUCAUUUACAAUGUGGACUCUGAUGACCUCAUCAGCAUGGGAUCCAAUGAUGUUGACAUUCUAAAGAAAAUUGACAUUCCAUCGGUGUUUAUCGGGGAGUCUUCAGCACGGAUUUUGCAGGAAGAAUUCACCUGGGAGAAAGGUGCAUAUCUUGUGUUGAUCCCUGAAGUCACCCUGCCAUUGGAGUACUACUUGAUACCAUUCCUAAUUAUAGUUGGAAUCUGUCUGGUGCUAAUUGUUAUUUUUAUGAUCACCAAGUUUGUGCAGGACCGGCACAGGGCACGGAGGAACAGGCUGCGCAAAGAUCAGCUGAAAAAACUCACAAUUCACAAAUUUAAGAAAGGGGAUGAGUAUGACGUGUGUGCAGUCUGCCUGGAUGAGUAUGAGGAAGGAGAUAAGCUACGGAUAUUACCCUGCUCACACGCCUAUCACUGCAAGUGUGUUGAUCCAUGGUUAACCAAGACGAAGAAGACUUGUCCAGUUUGCAAGCAGAAGGUGGUCCCAUCCCAAGGAGAUUCCGAGUCUGAUUCAGACAGCAGUCAAGAGGAAAAUGAGGCUUCUGAGAAUACGCCGCUGCUCCGACCUGUUGCGUCUGCCAGCACUCAGUCAUUUGGGGCCAUAUCCGAAUCUCGGUCACAGCAGAGCAUAAUACAAUCAUCAUCUGAGGAAGAGGAUGAUGAUGAGGAUGAUGGCGGUGAUGAUGAUGAAAGUGAUAGCAGUGACGAAGAGCACAAUACAGAAAGUGUUGUGGUCCAGCUGCAGCACAGCAUGGAACGGGACACCAGGGAAAGGAAUACUGUGUGAUCAGAGGUUGGCAUAACAUUUGGCUGCAUUACAGUCGUGAGAAGACUUGCUACUUGCUUGUCACAGUCAUUUAUGAUUAUAGACUAUACCGUAGGCCGAAAAAAUAUAUAUAUAUAUUUUUUUUUAUAAUUUGAAAAAAAGUCACUAGCAAUGGACUAAGUGCUGCCUACUAUCAGCUGCUGAGGCUGCAACGCUAAUUAAAAAGAUAGUACUUCAAUAUAUGAAGCUGCUAGGUAACAAAUGCUUUAGUACUUUCUGGGCACUGGGCACAAGACGUGGAUGUGACCCCAGCAAUGUGUGCAUGUCCCGUUUCUUCCCCUAUCCUGUAUCUGCUACUUAAUGGACUCUAAUCUUCUGGCCUCAUGAAGGCAGAUUAGCGGUGCAGUAUUUAAAUGUAUAUGUUUUGCUAUGCACAUUGGACUUGUACUUUUAGAGAUGGCUUUACACUAUUAUGCAGACGGCAGUAUGCUUUACGGUUAGGUUACAUGCUGCUGAGAUACGGCACACAUUGCCACCAUCACCAUGUACAGUGCCAGUUACACUGAGUCACUGAUGCCACUACACCUAGUAACUGUGUUCUUACCAAAAGAAGGAAGGAACCAUAAUGAUAUUGUAAGUAUUUAUAAUGCAGCUUAGUGAUUUGCUGCCACAGCUACACGUAUAAGCCAGCGCUUACAUAAAGAUAUAAAGUAUUUUGUUCAAACUGUCACUGAACCUCUCUGGUAGGGAGUAUAUUUUAUGGUUCUCAUCUUUGUAUAUUUUCUCUGGAUAUAUAUGCACUAUGGGCAACGGCUUAUAAAUAUUCAUGUACCUAUCCACUGUACUAUGAAGAGCUAAACAUUACUGUAUCAAUGUAGAAAGUAAAUAUACUUGUGUAAAGUUAAAUCAUUUUUAUAACAUAAAAUUAAAAUAAAAUCUGAUUCCCCACCUGA
Pseudophryne corroboree (corroboree frog) is the source of this 2703-nucleotide messenger RNA. It is a transcript of the gene RNF13, whose product is annotated as ring finger protein 13. Bases 614 to 1771 code for a protein of 385 amino acids. The transcript has 12 exons. Lineage: Eukaryota; Metazoa; Chordata; Amphibia; Anura; Myobatrachidae. The record is from RefSeq and is a predicted model, not a curated record.